This is a messenger RNA of Polyodon spathula (Mississippi paddlefish), 1409 nucleotides long. Its product is annotated as interleukin-15 receptor subunit alpha-like. The transcript has 6 exons. Gene Ontology annotation, molecular function: interleukin-15 receptor activity. Bases 153 to 698 code for a protein of 181 amino acids. Lineage: Eukaryota; Metazoa; Chordata; Actinopteri; Acipenseriformes; Polyodontidae. Gene Ontology annotation, cellular component: plasma membrane. Gene Ontology annotation, biological process: interleukin-15-mediated signaling pathway. The record is from RefSeq and is a predicted model, not a curated record.
AAGCUCACGAGGGCAGGCUGCAAAAAUAAAUAAAUAAAUAAUAAAAAACCGAAGUUUUGUGUGCUUGUGAGUGAUCCCUUGAACAGAAACGCAGUGCUGUUUUUCAGCCUCUGUAGCACCUGAAGAAAGGUAUCUAAAAACAAGUCACUGAAAUGAACCACAGGACAGUCUUGUUCUUGUUGCUUUUGUCCUUUUCAAACUAUACUGAUCGCGACACAGUUUGGGCUGCAGAUAAGUACAGCACUGAUAGGUGUGAACAUCCUGCCCCGUUGCAAUUCACAGAUGAAUUUGAAGAAUAUUCCUUUCUUGUCGGCAAAAGCUAUCGCUAUAAUUGCACACGUGGUUACAAAAGAAAAGCUGGAACCUCCUCUCUGAUCCACUGCAUGAAUGAAAGUGGGAUAGCUCAGUGGUCAGUUCCCAACCUAAUGUGCAUCAGAGACCCAAAAUUAAAAGGAGCCACAGAUCCUCCACAAAUGAAUAAAGGUAGUACUGCAGAUAUUACAGAACAAUCUGCUGCUAUAAGUGUUGGUGUAAAGGCAGGAGGUUCAGUAGCUGCUGUGCUGCUGUUGAUUAUUAUAACUGCUAUUGGGAUAUGCAUUUACAAAAUAAAAUGGGGCAGGAAUAUAAUUCUAACUCCAGCAACAGAACUGCAAACCAUGACAAAUCCAGAGCAACCAUCACCCCUGAUGUCAGGUUAAGUUUAAAUGAGCCAGCAACUGAAAAUGGAGACACCAUGGAUUGACAUUUUACUGCAUACAAGGGAGAUCUUUUUGAUGUUAGGGCUAAAUAAACAAUUAUGGAAUGUGCAAUUAAUUCACUCGGGGUAAUAUGGAUCGAAUCACUGUCCCCAUGAACCUUUUGGUUUAGUGAACUUUCCAGAAAUAAAAAGAAAAUGUUCAUGUGACAAUUUAAAAAUGUAUAUAUUAUUAUUUAUUACAUGUUGAGAUGCUGACAAUGGGAAAAUCAGCUAAAAAAAAAAUACAUUUUCAACACUUGUACAAGAGAAAUGGACUAUUGAUACAAUAAAUUUAUUCAAGCCUUGCUCAGUAGGUUCAUAUUAUUUACAGUCUUCCUAACAUGUAGAGCAUUGCAUGUUCAAACUUCAACAGCCUAUAUUUGCACAAACUGCAAGCAAAUGGCCCACUUAAUAAAAAAAAUCUGUAAUGUUGGCAGCUUGCCCAUGGAGUAAAAUAAAGAUCAUAGUCUCUAUGCUGAAUCCUUGGUUCUCCCCUCCAGUCUGUAUAUUGUAGUUGUCUGGUUCAAAUCCAAUUCUGAGAUUCUAAGAAUAACAUAAGCGUUCAACAUAAUUUUGAAUGUGUAAACCAAAUAAAGUGCACUGACAUUAAUUGAAAUUCCAUUAAUUGUAACUAUUGAUACUUAAGUAAAAUAAAAACUGUAAAUGAUUAAAA